Parathielavia appendiculata is the source of this 372-nucleotide messenger RNA. RefSeq lists its product as uncharacterized. NCBI's taxonomy places the organism in Eukaryota, Fungi, Ascomycota, Sordariomycetes, Sordariales, Chaetomiaceae. The record is from RefSeq and is a predicted model, not a curated record. The transcript has 2 exons. The coding region runs from base 1 to 372 and encodes 123 amino acids.
AUGCCAGAGAGCUUGCCUUCUUUGACCAUGAUGUUCCUCAUGUUCCAAUCACCCGCGGGUGAAGACAAUCCUAUGCCCACUGCGAUGGACAACAUCAGGCAAGGCGCCACAGCGCAGUGUGUUGUUGAAGUCGUCCUCAUCUUUGAAUGGACCGAAAACGUCGCCACGGGCUUCGUCGUAAUCAGCAUUGAUGAUUCUGCCGUCAUAGACGCCACCCCCAACAGCCUUCGUGAUUUCGUAGGAAAUCUUGCCGUCAGAGAUGCGAGGGAUGCGAGGGACGACGACAUCCGUAUGGAGUUUCACCAGCUCCAAGGCACCGAACUCAUUUUCCAGACGGCGGUGGCAUGCGACACUCCUCGUCUUCAGAUAUAA